This is a messenger RNA of Haliotis rufescens (red abalone), 2503 nucleotides long. RefSeq names its product scavenger receptor class F member 2-like. The record is from RefSeq and is a predicted model, not a curated record. Bases 281 to 2059 code for a protein of 592 amino acids. NCBI's taxonomy places the organism in Eukaryota, Metazoa, Mollusca, Gastropoda, Lepetellida, Haliotidae. The transcript is spliced from 6 exons.
AACUGACUUCCCCUCAACUGGUUAAGAUAUGCAUUUCUAAUAUAAGAAUACACACUGCUACAACUAAAGAGAAAGGUAUCAGGUGGGCUUGUGUGGAGCCUGUGUUGAAACGCUUGGUUCAUACGAUUUGACCUUUCAGUUUCCGUAUGACGGGGACCCGCUGACCACAAGGUGAAUCUGAUGUGCACAGAGCUUCAUGAAGCUUAAAAGUGCAAUUUAAGACAUGAAGCUUUACUAUGUACCCGCAUCAGCCUAUGAAUAAUACCAGGGCCGUCACACAAUGGCUUAUCUGAUGGCGUUCAGUUUGCUUCUUCUUCUAAAAUCAGUCACAUCUUCAGGUGCAGGUUGCACCAUUUGCGACGGAAACAACUCCACCUGCGUCGACGGUGAGUGUCUACCUCGCUGCAUCAACCUGACAUCAUCUGGAGAGUGUCUGCAGUGUCGAGAUUCCAGGUUUCAUGGAGAACAGUGUAAAAACAUGUGUCCAGACACAUGUAUCAACUCUCGCUGUCAGAUAAAUAACUCUCGUGUUGUGUGCACAGAGGGAUGCGUGGCUGGCAAAAAGGGAGAUAACUGUGGUGUGAACUGUUCUUCAGCCUGUACACAGUGUGAACGUUAUGGUGAUGGUUGUACAGGACAGUGUUCCAACAGCCGCUACUAUGGACUAAACUGUCGGAAGUCAUGCCCCUCCAACUGCAGAGAGGGGUGUGAUAAAGAAACUGGGGAGUGUGACAGUUGUGAAGAGGGGUACAGAGGGAAGUACUGUAAGGAAGACUGCCCCAUCAGCUGUGUCGGUGGAUGUGAGAAAGACACCGGGCAUUGCGACAGCUGUGAGCGAGGUAACAGAGGGAAGUUCUGUAACGGUACCUGCAAGUCUGGACUAUGUAAAUCAGGUGGGUGCGUUGAAGACAUGGUUGAAUGCAGUAAAUGCCGGCGAGGAGUGAGGGGGAAGUACUGCAAUGCCUUCUGUCCCUCUACAUGUACACAUUGUGAACGUUACGGAGUUGAAUGUACAGGACAGUGCUCAGAAUCUCAAUACUACGGCCUCUCAUGUCAGUUUCCAUGCCCAGCCCACUGUACUGGAGGGUGUGACAGCGACACGGGGAAGUGUACCAACUGUUUAGCAGGUUACAGAGGAGAGUUCUGCAAUGUAACCUGUCCCUCAAACUGUUCCCAAUGUCAACGGUUUGGUGACGUGUGUCUCGGACCUUGUCCACACAAUGAACAUUAUGGGGAGGACUGCUCGACUCCAUGUCCUGUAGGAUGUGCUGGAUGCAAUAAGGUCACAGGGAUUUGUCUCAGCUGUGCAUCCCUCUUCAAGAGAACCUACUGUAACGAGCUCUGCACAAAGUGCAAUGGCGCAGAUUGCCAUACAACGCCAUGUGUCAGCCGUAACACAGAUGCUCAUCUUACCCUCAAGAUCAUAUGUGGUCUACUUGCUGUCCUGGCGCUGAUGUGCGGGGCAUUUGCUGGGAUGAGGCACAUGAAAAUUAGACGAGAAAGAACCAUCUUCUCAUCACCCCAGCAUUAUGAUAAUCAGCCCCAUGGUUCUAAUGGCCCAAGGCAGAGUGACGGUGAUUACUGGACCAAGAAGUACUGGGAAAUAUAUGACAACGACAUGGAUUCCGAUCAGUCUGUAAAACGGUCUACUGCAAAACAGUCUAAUGGAGCACCGCAAGAACUAGUCAGUAGACGCACAGCACCACUCAAUCGAGGGAGUUCCUCCGACCUCCGCCAUGAGGACUCGGCAUUACUAAACAACCUAGACUCGAAUUGUAGUUAUGAAGGUUACGAAUGUGUGUUGGCUGGACCAGAAGAGGCUGAUGGUGGUGGGGACUAUACAAAUAUACACGGAAAGGACGCGAUGACUCCACAGAUAUCUGCCUCUGGGGAAUGUUCUUCCUCAAGUUCUGACAUAUCCGAAGCCUGCUUACCGUCAGACGCGCAAUUGAUCAAAAAGACGGAUUCUAUAAUAUUCAUUGAACAAAACUGUGACUUAGCUAGUGUGAGUGUCAGUUAUCUUUCCCCUGACAAUGCCGAUGCAGAAGAAGAAUGUUAAUGUGAUGCUACUAUAUUCAUACAAUGAAUAUGUUUUCGCAAAACUAGUACUAUCAAGAUAGCAUGAUUUUUGUUUGAGUUAUGUAAAUACUAUUUUUCGAUAAAAUGUUACAAUUGUGAGUCAUAUCAAUAUUACAUUUCUUACAAAUCAACAAGAUGUACUCAAAAUAAUGAUUUACAUUUAAUUUGAUGUGUUUGUUUCAUUGAAUAUAUUUCAAAAGCGAUUCGAUAUCCUGUAAAUAUCAGAUACCCUUAAUGUUUAUGUACACAUGGAGAAGCGUUGUUAGAUAUCGAUUACACGUCUAAUGGUAAUCAUUGUGGUAAGUUGCCUUUAAAAAUAGCAACGAAAUGCCCAGGUUCUUGUUAUGAACACAUGGACUACUGUAACUAGUGUUCGGAAAGGCAACGCACCGAACGAUAUGUAAAUAAAAUGAUUACAGCUUCA